Molecule: messenger RNA, 1977 nt
Organism: Lodderomyces jiufengensis
Lineage: Eukaryota; Fungi; Ascomycota; Pichiomycetes; Serinales; Debaryomycetaceae
Product: glucose-induced degradation complex subunit
Exons: 1
Coding region: 1-1977 (658 amino acids)
Biological process (GO): proteasome-mediated ubiquitin-dependent protein catabolic process
Cellular component (GO): GID complex
Molecular function (GO): protein binding
Source: RefSeq, a predicted model, not a curated record
AUGUCAUCUAAUGAAUUUCAAAUUCAAGUCAUUAUUAAAUCAUUACAACAAUUGGGUUAUAAUCAAGUAGCAAUAGAUUUAUUAAAUCAAUAUCGUAUAAAUUCACAACAAGAAAUAAAACUGGAAAUUCCAAAUUUAUUAAAUUGGUUUCAUCAUUUAAUUAGAACAAAUCAAUAUCAAAAAAUUGAUGAUUAUUUAAUUAAUUUAAAAAAUUAUGAAGAAUUUAUAAAUAUAACAAACUAUUCAGGAAAUGAUUCUAAGUCAAUAAUUUCAAUGGUUUUAUAUUUGGUAAGAAGAUUUAAUUUUUAUGAAAAUAGUCAAAAAUUAGGUGAAUUAUCAUAUAUUUCCAAUAAUUUAUUACCAUUAAUCAAUCAAAUUAAUAAAACUGAACUUUCAGGGGUAUUUGAUCAAUCUAUAAUUGAUCAAUUGAAUUAUGAAGAAGAAUCACAAAUAUUAUUAAAAACUAAUACAUCAAUAAAUAAAUGGUUUUUUAAUUUAACUACAAACUCAAAUUUAGAAGAAAUUCAGGAUUUAAUAUUUGGGAAAUUAUUUAAAUAUUCUGAAAUUUUAUUUAAUUCACCAACUUCAAUACCUUUAUUAUCUACAAUAAUAGAUCAAUCAACAAAAUAUCAACAAUCUCAAUCACCAUUAUAUUUACCACCAAGAAAUAAAAAUGAUAAAAAAAAAAAUUCACAAAUAAAUUUUAAUGCAACAAGAUUAUUACAUACAUUAACUAAUCAUUUAGAUGAGGUUUGGUAUUUAAAAUUUUCACCACUGGGGAAAUAUUUAGUAACUGGAUCUCAUGAUGGUAGAUUAAUAUUAUAUGAUGUUUAUGAUAAUUUUAAUUUAAUCAAGAUAUUAGAACCAACUAAUGCUGCUGAUUCUACUGCAUUUGUACCAUUUUCUACAGAACCAUCUAGUGGGAAAUCAAAAGCAGUUAUAUACUGUACUUGGGAUCCAAAAGAACAAUAUUUAGUAAGUUGUUGUUUAGAUACAGUAAUUAGAGUUUGGUCAAUUGGAGAAAUUCAUAAAAAAAGAUAUACAAGAUCAGAAUCAUCAACAAAUUCUUUAAAUAAUGAAUUAAAAUUAAUUACAAGUUUUACAUUAGGACAAGAUGUUAAAACUUGGUCAGUUGAAUUUUUACCAAUUAAAGAUCCACAAAAUUAUGUACCACAAUUUAUAGUUGGAUCACCAGAUAAAGUAUUAAAAAUUUAUGAUAUUAAUGGAAUUGAAAUAUUUGAUUUUUAUGCUAAUUUAGAAGAUGAUGAUUUUAAUAAUGAUGAAGUAGCAAUUGAGGAACAACAACCACAAGAAGAACUACCAGAAGAACAAGAACAAAAAGAUGAUAUAUCAAUGAAAGAUGUAGAAGAUCAACAACUGUCCAAAAGACAUCAUCAUUCAAAACCAAUAGAAAAUCCUUUCAGUCGUAUAAAUGAUUUAGCAAUAACUCCCAAUGGUAAAAUAUUAGUAACUGUAAAUAAUGAAAAACAAAUUUUAUUUUUUAAAAUCCCUGAUUUUUUCAAUGAAGAAUCAAUAACUAUAAAAUUAGCAUCAUUAAAAUUAAAUGGUAAAUUAACAAGUUGUUCAAUUUCAUCAAAUGGUAAAUAUAUUUUAAUAAAUUCAGCUCCCGAGGAAUUACAAGUAUGGGAUAUAUCACCAUUAUAUACUCAAAACCCACCAAUAUUAUAUAGGAAAUUUUUAGGUCAUUCACAAUCAUCUUUCAUUGUUCGUAGUUCAUUUGGUUAUUUAAAUGAAUAUUCACAAGAAGAAGAAAUUAUAUUAAGUGGAGCAGAUGAUGGGUUUGUAUAUUUUUGGAAAUUAAAUACUGGUCAAUUAGUAACUAGAAUAAAAGCUCAUGAUGAAUUAUGUAAUGCUGUUGAUUGGAAUUUAAAUGGGAAUUAUGUUAAAGGUUGUGAUUAUGGGAAAAUUUGGGGGAGUGUUGGUGAUGAUAAAUUAGUUAAAAUUUGGGGUGUUUAA